This is a messenger RNA of Notechis scutatus (mainland tiger snake), 795 nucleotides long. NCBI's taxonomy places the organism in Eukaryota, Metazoa, Chordata, Lepidosauria, Squamata, Elapidae. The record is from RefSeq and is a predicted model, not a curated record.
GUCCUGAAGGAAGUCAACUUCUACAGUGGUGUCCUCCUAUUGGCCUUUAUCAGUUUUGAUCGUUAUUUGGCCAUAGUUUAUGCGACUCGGGCAGCCACUCAGAAGAGGCACUGGGUCAAAUUUGUCUGCAUCGGCAUCUGGCUCUUCGCGUUCCUCUUUUCGCUUCCUGUGAUCCGCUUCCGGGAAGCUUUUAAACUCUCAAAUUUCUCUAACAGGGUUUGUUAUGAGAACAUUGGUGGGAAUCAAACAGCUGAAUGGAGGAUAGUACUGAGAAUUUUACCUCAGGUGUUUGGUUUUCUCCUCCCCUUGACUGUCAUGAUGAUUUGCUACGGAAUAACAACGCACAGACUCUACCAGAUGAAGAACAAGCAAAAGAAGAAGGCAAUGAAAGUAAUCUUGGCUGUAGUGCUGGUCUUCGUGAUCUGUUGGCUGCCUUACAACAUCGCCCUGCUUUUUGAUACUUUGUUGAGGAUGGACAUCAUUACGGACACUUGCUCAGUUCGAGAAAGAAUUGAUGAAGCUUUGUUGAGCACUGAGAUUUUGGGCGUUGCUCACAGCUGUAUCAACCCCAUCAUAUACGCCUUUAUAGGACAGAAAUUCCGGAACAACUUCCUCAAGAUCUUGGUCUCACGAGGUAUCAUCAGCAAAGAGAUCCUGAUGCGAUAUAGGAAGGGAUCCGGCUUUUCAACUUCCUCUGGUAACACUUCAACUACCCUGUAAUAAACUUUCCUCCCUGAAGAAAAGGCAAUUGAAAAAAUUCUGUGGCUGCAUAACCUGGCAUUUUCCGUGAUGAUA